Messenger RNA from Nannospalax galili (Upper Galilee mountains blind mole rat), 11602 nucleotides. RefSeq names its product cyclin dependent kinase 6 (gene Cdk6). Gene Ontology annotation, biological process: G1/S transition of mitotic cell cycle; cell dedifferentiation; regulation of G2/M transition of mitotic cell cycle. Bases 643 to 1623 code for a protein of 326 amino acids. Gene Ontology annotation, molecular function: cyclin binding; ATP binding; cyclin-dependent protein serine/threonine kinase activity. The transcript has 8 exons. Gene Ontology annotation, cellular component: cyclin-dependent protein kinase holoenzyme complex; cytoplasm; nucleus. Lineage: Eukaryota; Metazoa; Chordata; Mammalia; Rodentia; Spalacidae. The record is from RefSeq and is a predicted model, not a curated record.
AGAUGUAUGACCACCCCCUCUCGCCUACUCCCAAGCAUCGGGUUACAGGGUCCCCGGGAGCCCCCCACCUACAUUCUGUCGCCCCACACGGGUGGACCCCCCCAGCCCUUCACCUCAGAUUCCCAACGCCCCCAGGCCUCCAUCGCCGCCCACGCCCGGGUCCUGCAGCGGCGUAGGGCAGCGGAGCAACAGUGAUAUAGGUAUAAAUAUUAAGCCGUGACAUUGACGUACCCGGCGCCUCCCCUCCCCCUCGCUCCCGGCACACUCUGGGCUGCUCGGCACGCCCCCUCCGUUCCUCUGAGCCCCGCGCCCUGAGCCCCGCGCAUCCCCGAGGGGCCCCUGCAACCUCUCGGCGAACACCGCUCGAGCCCUGCAGGGAAAGCAAAGUGCAGAGAUUGUGGGCUGAGACGCGCUCCGGCAGAGACUAUGUAAUCGCUUUGGGGAGGGAAGAGGAGGGAUCGGCUCUCUCCUCCGGCGGCAGCGGCGCGGCGACUCGGCUAGGCGGAGUUUCGCGGCGGCUGCACCGGGGUUGCGCCAGCCGGCGGGGAGGUCGCUCCAUCCAGCCCGGCGGCCGCGAGUGCGAGCUCUGGGAGCCCCGGAGGAGGUAGCCAGCCAGCCAGAGCGCACUCUCGUCCCAGCAGCAUGGAGAAGGACGGCCUGAGCCGCGCGGACCAGCAGUACGAAUGCGUGGCGGAGAUCGGCGAGGGCGCCUACGGGAAGGUGUUCAAGGCCCGCGACCUCAAGAACGGAGGCCGGUUCGUGGCACUGAAGCGCGUGCGGGUGCAGACGGGUGAGGAGGGCAUGCCGCUCUCCACCAUCCGCGAGGUGGCGGUACUGAGGCACCUGGAGACCUUCGAGCACCCCAACGUGGUCAGGUUGUUUGAUGUAUGCACAGUGUCACGAACAGACAGAGAAACUAAACUUACACUAGUGUUUGAGCAUGUUGAUCAAGACUUGACCACUUACUUGGAUAAAGUUCCAGAGCCUGGAGUGCCCACAGAAACCAUAAAGGAUAUGAUGUUUCAGCUUCUCCGAGGUCUGGAUUUUCUUCAUUCUCACAGAGUAGUUCAUCGUGAUCUAAAACCACAGAACAUUCUGGUGACCAGCAGUGGACAAAUAAAACUGGCUGACUUUGGCCUUGCCCGCAUCUAUAGUUUUCAGAUGGCCCUUACCUCAGUGGUCGUCACACUGUGGUACCGAGCUCCAGAAGUCUUGCUCCAGUCCAGCUACGCCACCCCUGUGGACCUCUGGAGUGUUGGCUGCAUAUUUGCAGAAAUGUUUCGCAGAAAGCCUCUUUUUCGUGGAAGUUCAGAUGUGGAUCAACUAGGAAAAAUCCUGGACGUAAUUGGACUUCCAGGGGAAGAAGACUGGCCUAGAGAUGUGGCCCUUCCCAGGCAGGCUUUCCAUUCCAAAUCUGCCCAACCCAUUGAGAAGUUCGUGACGGACAUCGACGAACUAGGCAAAGACCUACUUCUGAAAUGCUUGACAUUUAAUCCAGCCAAGAGAAUAUCUGCCUAUGGUGCCCUGAAUCACCCAUACUUCCAAGACCUGGAGAGAUGCAAGGAAAGCCUAGAUUCCCACCUGCCAUCCAGCCAAAACACCUCGGAGCUGAACACCGCCUGAGGUCCCCAGAGCUGCCAUGAGCUGGUCAUCUGGAGAACACCUUGGUGGCUGACGGGUCCCCCUGAGCAAGCCCUGCAGAGCAUGUGGACGGCUGGCUGCAGGCCUUCCAACUACCGGCUUCUGGAUGGGCUCUGCUUCACCAAGGAAACCGCCUAGUUUACUGUUCUGAAAUCAAUGCAAGAGUGAUUGCAGCUUUAUGUUUGUUCACUUGUCUGUUUGUCUGUUUGUUUCAAGAACCUGGAACACUUCCAGAAGAAGAGAAGCUGCUGACCAAUUGUGCUGCCAUUUCAUUUUUCUAACCUUGAAUGCUGCCAGUGUUGGGUGGGUAAUCCAGGCCCAGCUGAGUAAUGACGUAAUCUGUCCGCAGCUGCUGGGCCUGCUUUGGUACUUGUGUGUAUGUAUGUGUGUGAGAGAUCUCUGAUCUCCUAAAGUGUUACUUUUGUAGGCAACAAGAAUAAUUGAAUUUUAAAGACUCAAAGUGACCUAUAGUAAUAGGCACUCGUUCACUGAAGGUGAUUCACUAGCAUAGUCUUCUCCAAUUAGAAAGUUGAACCUAAGUCCUCAGCAUUUCCUUUCUGUCCAAAAGUUUUUUUGCUCACAGUAAAAGAUAAAGUUAUAGACACAACAAAAAGGAAAAAAAAAAAAACCUAGUAUCUUUUAAAAAACCUAUUUGGUUUGGUUUGGUUGGUUAGUCUGUUUUUUUUUUUUUUUAAGUAUGCAAUUCUAUUUACUCUUUGAAAAGCUGAAUUUACUCACCCUGAGUCUUAUAUAGUAUACUUUAUUCUUUUGGAAAAUACCCUGUAAGCUUUUUUAUUACUUACAAUAGUUUUAGGAAGUGUACCUCAAAUAGGUUAAAAAAGUAGAGAAUGCCUGUGUUUUCUGGUUUGAAAUGUUGUUAUCUCUGCAUUUUUUGGUUGUUAUUUUAUUCUUUGUUUUUAGGAAUUUGCUUCCUGCUUUGGUCUGAAGCAUGGUUCUCACUCGAGACAGGAAUGCCAUUUACGUUUUCUCCACCUGCUCCACUGUACUUUCUACCGCGCACUACCUUGUUCUGCCAUGUUUAUGAAGUGGCCUCCUUCUCCAUCUCCAGCACCGCUAACAUAUUACCUAACUCAUGACAGGUUGCUAAAGCUGUCCACACACCACCUGCUUGCUUAUUUACUGUCUCCCAAUGAAUGUUGGCAGAUACUCAGCUUCAGUUAUAGUUGAUGGCUCCAGCUCUGCAACCCUAACAGGAUCCCAUAAGUUCUUCUAAUGUAGUCUUCCCUGAUGUCAUCACUGACGUCACUUUGCCAGUGAGUAGGAUACGUGUUCUGCCUGUCACCAGCAUAUAGAUUACUAUCAACUGUUUUUUAGUGUUUGACAUUUUGUAGCAUAUAUUGUCAUUAUAAUAGCUGAGGGAUUGUCUUUCUUUUCCUCUUUUUUAGAAAUACUCUCUGAGGGAAUGUCUUUCUUUUCCUCUUUUAGAGAUACCUAUUUACCCUCUAAAAUGAUCUCGCUCUCCUUCCCCAGGCUGUGCUUUUUCUAGUGCCUUGUGCUCAGCCCUGCUUUGUGCAGAGCCACAUGACCUUGGGCACUGAACACAACUGUACCCUCGUGUUGUUGUUUUCUCUUCAGUCCUUUAUAUUCUAUGCCACCUCUGCCUUAUACCCAUGUUAGUGCUGAGCUGGCACUAGCUGCCAAAAGACAAAGUAUCUUUUGGGAAGUUUAGCUGUACUUUUGAAUCAUGUUUUGAGUGCAUGGACAUAAAAGCUAGAUCAUAUUUAGACUUAGAGCUUUCAAAGAAUGGUCAUUGUUUCACAUAGUAGUAAAGAUUUCAAGUGAUGUUUGUGAAUUAUUGAGCCUUACUGAAUUCUUCAUAGUUUAAUAGUGUGAUUAUUUUGAAUAGAGAAUAAUUAGAUGGUCUCUUCUUGAGAACUUUUGGGUUGGGGAACUAUUCUUUUUUUAAUAUAUAUUAACAUUCUUCUGAUUAGUAGCUUGAGGAACAGGAUUUUCUUUUUUUCUUUCUUUCUUUUUAAAGUAAGAUAAAAAAGAAGCUGGGCCACCACAAGAAUGUGUAUGCUUCACUGACAGUCCUAGAGAAGUGUUGUCAGCACAGUAACUGCCUGAGCUAGAAUGAAUCCAGAGUAUCAGGACACAGUCUGCUCAGAUCUCACCUGGACGGUGAGUUUUCUGCCUUGCCUUUGAUCAAGGUUCAAAACAGAUAUUUACUGGGCCUGGAAAUCAGAUUUUAAAAUUCACUACACCAGUUCAUCAUGACCUUUAUGAUUAGCAUUCAUGUAAUAAAGUGAGCAUAACUUUGAGUAUUUUGCUUUUGCAAUAAAGUUUUUCUGUAACUUUGCUUAAGAAAAAUACAGCUGUUCUAAACUGGAAUUUUUUGGCAUUCUUUAGAAUUUUUAAGUACAAAGUUCAACUUAAUUUUUGUCAUCUGCUUUGGGCUUAUUUCUAAGUAAUAUCUGUAAAGAAAAUUGAAAGCACAAAUAUUUUAGUAUUAGAGACUUGGCGUGCUGUAUCCUUCCAUGGCACAGAAUGAAAGGGCGCUGGCUUCUUUAAACUUCACAAGUCUCUCCCCCAGUUCUGUGCUUGUACAGUUGCUGCACAUGAGCAGUUCUCUCUGGAUGGAUGUCUUUGCACCCAGGCUCACCACUUCUGAAACCUGGUUCCCACACAAGAAGCCUUGCUAUUAUUCAGGCCCUCAGUAGCAUGUGGAAACAUGGCAGAAUAAGAGCUUAGUGAAUAUGACUUAGCCUUCGGUGGCAUAUGCUUUCCCACAUCUUUUUCAAAGGCUAAUCAAAAAAGCUAUGCUGCUCCAGGAUUCUACUGGAAUAGCUUAUAGCAAGGAAAAAUACCAAGACAGAUGUGAACUAGCAGGACUGGUGCUAGAUGCCUGAUUAUUUCAUUUGGAGCUUCAGUGCUGGAGCCAAGACCUGAGGAUUGUUGUGCAGGGUGGCAAAGUUGUGACAGUGUCUGAAAAAAAAAAAGAAAAAAGAAAGAAAGAAAGAGAAAGAAAGAAAGAAAGAAAGAAAGAAAGAAAGAAAAAAGAAAAAAGAAAGAAAGAAAGAGAAAGAAAGAAAGAAAGAAAGAAAGAAAGAAAGAAAGAAAGAAAGAAAGAAAGAAAGAAAGAAAGAAAGAAAGAAAAAGAGGGGGUAAUUAUAAACUUGUCCACUUAGUCCUCAUAAGCUGAUACGUGGCAAGGAGUCAUAACCCUUAGCAACACAGUUCCUGAGAGCUUGUAAGAACCCAGUGGGCUGGAGCCUCCCACUUUGUCCCUCUUGAAGAGGAUGGGAAUUCAAGAAGCAGAGAAACUGUUUGGAUUGGCUUGUGGCCAUUUCAGCCCCUGACUCUCACUGCUUUCUCUCAGGUCCCACUCACUGAAUGGUAGACUUGAAUUUAGCCCCAGGUGAUUUACUAAAAAUAGCCCAAAAUUACUUAUCUAAAAAUAGAAUCUCAGCACAUUCUUUUUAAGAAAAAAUGAAAAUACCAGGAUGCACUCGAUGUUACCAUCUUAAAGACAUUGUGUUUAAUACAAAGGUGUACAGUUUAGCACUAGAAUGGAGUGCUAGCCAUCUUGUUGAGAAAGUAAUACCCAAAUUUUGAACUUUAAAUUAUGUAUUUAACUUGUUGUUUUUUUUUUAAGUUACAUAGCUGCUUCUUUUUAAAAUGCUGCCUAUUAAAGUCAAUUCUGGCAAUUUUCAUUCCACUAUAGAAAUUAAAUCAUGUAAACAUUAAUUUCAUACAUGUACUAAAAUUCUUCUGUCCGAAGAAUUGCUCUUCUUUUAAGUAGGAACCUGACUCUUUUUUCUUUUUUUUUUUUUUUUUGGUCUUUUUGAGGCAGGGGUCUCCCUGUAGCCCCAGCUGUCCUGGAACUCACUAUGUAGACCAGGCUGGCCUUGAACUCACAGAAAUCCACCUGCCUCUGCCUCCCAAGUGCUAGGACUACAGGCGUGCGCCACCACGCCCGGCUGGAACCUAUUUUUAUGAUAAGCACUUGAGUGUCUCACAUUUUAUUUCCAAAAGCACAGUUUUAUUGCAUACUUGGGUCUAGGACAGAAUAAUGUUAAAAGUCAGUAUAUCACCAUAAUGACUAGUGUUAGCACAUCCUGAUAAGACCUCAAAAGAAUGCGUGUUUUACAUUGUGACAUAAAAGUAUUUUAUAAUUUCUAAAUCUAAAAAAAUUAUUUAUAAAACAGCAGAAAAUUGACACAGGACAUUGUGGAGAAAAUAGAAGAUAUUCAAAAUAAUUUGAGAGUUAUGUGUAUUUUUGAAUGAUACACUUGCCUUUAAGUGUAUUUUAAGAACUUAAAUUAGAGUCACCUGCAACUAUGGACUUGGUAUGUUAGGAAGCAAGUUUUAUGGAGAAGUAAUAGAGUUGUCUGUAUUCCUGCCUCGUUUCGUAGGAAGAGAGGUGCCACCUGAAGUUCCACUUUACUGCACAUGCUAUGAAUAUUCAUCAUAAAAAUAAAUUUUUAAGAGGUAAAUGCCUCCUAUGCCAGUGAGAUUUUUGAAAAAUUAUAAGCCUUACCCAGAAAUCUUUCAUCAUGUGCAUACUUACAUCCAAGAACAUAGUUAGGAAGAUAUUUACACAUUCAUUCUCCACAAUGGGAAAGCCUCAUGCUACUGAAGCCUGACACACAAUGUAAAUCCUGGGAUGGUUAAUAAUGUUGGUCCCUCAAGUGUAUGAGAAGGUAGCACCUGCAUUUUUUUUUUUUUUUUUAAACUGGCUUCCUUUGGGGGAGGGGCAGGUCUGUAUAGCCCAGGCUGGCCUGGAACUGGCAGCCUCCAGUCUUAGCUGUUCAUGUGCUAAGAUUGCAAAUGAAUGCCACCACACUGAUCUUGCCUUUUUUAUAUCAUACAAUUUCUAGCCCAGUUUUGAUACAUACUUAUAUCUAAAGCAUUUCUAAUUUUUUUAAAGAAAAUUAUUUUAAUUAUUUUAAAGAAAAAUAAGCCAAAACUAUUCCUUUGUCCUUCUGUCUUCUGAGAACUGUAAAAUGAGGGGGAUAUAAUUUUUAAUUGUUUUUUUCUCAGUUUGCUUUUUUGAGUUUUUUAAAUGUAGUAGCAAAUUGCCUUUCCUGAAUGUUUUCUGUUAGCAUUUUUCGGGGAGCUGCUUAAUGUACUCAGGCUACCUUGAGCUUCAAGAAGGAAACAGUAGCCACCUGAGAAUAAGUGCAGGCUUUUUUGCAAGCAUCUAUUGAAACAUUAUUUACAGCAGUUUCAAGUUAGAAUAGCAAGAAUGGAAGGUAGUUUGGAGCUGGAACAGAAAUCUACUUUUAAAUUCACAGGGCCUUAAGAUCUGAGCACAUUUUGCUGUUGUUCUGUUCCAGUAUGUUCCACAAGGUGGUGCUCUCAGAGAAACAUACAAAUCUGACCAGGGCUAAAGAAGAAUUUCUGAUGAGUCUUCUUUCUUUUUCUGCACAGCGUUAACUCUCACCCAGCUUGUGUUUCUCAGGAUAAUUAUUUACAGUUUUCAUCAUGUUCUGUAACUUCUACAUUUUUCUUGCUUGGUAGGCUCUGAAUGACUGUAAAUAAUGCUUGAGGAUGGCAUUUAAGUGAGUAAAGAAAGCCUCUUCAUUUAUUCAAGAAACAUUUUUGAGGUAUCAGAUUACCUCAGGUUCUAGUACAUACAGGCUUUCUUCUUAAAGGCAACCCUCAUCUGUGAGUAGGAUUUUUUUUUUAGAAAUAUAAAACUCCUUUAGGGCCACUGGUCAAAAUACCCACACACCUUAUAUGCUGCUUUCCCCUUGCCUCCCCUCCCCUAGUGGUCCUGGGACACUGAUUCAUUUUUAAAAUCAAGUGAGCAAAAUAAGUAGUACAUCAGUAAUCAAGGACAUGAAACUUUUUCUAAGGAAUUGCUAUACUGAGACAGCCUUAAAAAUAAUGAAAAAUCUGAGCGUUUUUACAUUCGUAGAAUUGCAAAUGUAGAUAAGUUAGAUGCUAAUUCUUAAAUUUUGUGUUUACAUAUUUGAACAUAAUAACUUAGGAAGGUGUCUACAUUGUCUCUAGUUUCUCCACUUUUAGAGUUUUAAGCUUUAUACAUUUUAAGUUCACAUUUCUGCCCAGAAACCUAUCCCCCUGAUCCAGUGUUUUACGAGAUGUAGAGGGAAUGUACACUGUAUUUCAGUCUCUGUAGCACAGCAUGACAGAAAGCGGUUUGUUCUUUCUGAGUGGCACACACUCAUUACACCUGCUUGACUUCCCUCCUGAGUGGCAGGCAGGCAGGCAGGCCUGGGUGAGUCACACUGAAUGGAAAUGCCACACCAGGCACUGUCAGAGCUCUGAGAAAUCACCCACCCUUUUCACCCUUUGCUCCCACCAAACGGAUUCCAGGCUAAGCCCCUGGGUGAAGGGCCCAGUUCCCACCCAGGUUUGUUAAUCUGAACGGCCCUAAAGUUCACCCCACCUGGCACAGCUCCGCGGAGCCCCGCCCCUAGCAGAGUGGCAAGGGGCGUAGCUGCCAGGCCCCGCCCAGCGGGAUGCUGCUGUCUCAGAGGCUUAGGUGGUGCUAUCUUAGGAAGCAGGACAUCCUGGAAGCAAAUGGCUGUCCUCUGAGCAUCAAUAAGUACAGUUCGCCCGCUCAGGUGUAGAGACGCAGGGUUGCUGCUCUUUGAAUCCUCCACCAGAUGUCUCACACGCUAAGCUCAGCUUUUUUUUAAGUUGUAUAGUUACAGAAUUUUUUUUUCUAUCCUUCUACAUAUAUGGUGACAAAAUAUUCCUGGGAAAGUUUUGUUUUGAAAAAUUAUCUACUUCAGUUGGCAGGAGCUCCUAAUUCUUUAGCUUCUGAUCUCUUCUUUUUUCUAUAGUAAGCAAAUUAUCUCACAGAGUAGAGGAUUUUCCUAUUUAGAGGAAGCUUUUGUGUGAACUGUUUGAUCACACAAAUAACAUCCCUUUGGACUGUCACAUGUAGGUAUUCGUAAGGGGGACACAGAGCCACAUAUGAACUGCCAAGAAUAAUGCCUAGCACUGAUCACAUACAAACCGCACAGUUACAGAAUUCCUCCCUCGGGGGUUUCUAACCAAAUUCUGUUGAUGCACAUAGGCUGAUGUUCUGCAGAUACCCUCUGUACCCCUACUUGAAGUUUUCUAAUCUUAAAUUUUAUGAAAUGCAAUACAGGUAUUAGCUAGCAAUAUUUCUGUGAUCACCAGCAUCUCUGAAUGACUGAAAUAGAUUUCAGUAAUAAUCCAUUUCUUGACAUCAUCCUCCAAUCAUGUGUCUUUUCACUCUGGUCUUGUUUGCAACAAUAUACUCAUGUAUGUUACAGUUCUCAUUUUUAUUCAUUAUUUACCUAAAAACAGUAAUAAAUAUAUUAGUACAUGGAAUUAAUAGCAUACUAGGAACAGCACUUAGCAAAUGGGGAGUUUUUGUCAAGCUCUACACCUACAUAAAUUAUUUCUAUUAUUAUUCAUGUAUAUUAUUUAUUGCUAAACCACACCAGUCCUGUGAAAGUGCAACUGAAGACAGAAGAUACUAGGACUUGGAUUUAUCAUGAUCAUGAUGUUGAUGGAGCUAAGGAAACAAAAAUUAGAGUAAACCCCCAGAUUAAGCUGCAUGCGUUUUAACAUGGUUACUAGAUUUCAGUUGUAGAGGUAGUACUUUUGGUGUCUAAAUAUCUUGUUAUGUUAAGUAAAACAAAGGACUUUGUAGUUGUUGCUUUUGACAGAGAAGCAUUUAGUAUAGUGUGAGAUUGCAGCAGAAACUAAAGGCAGGAAAGCAUGUUAGAGACUGCCCUAAUUUAGGAACUGUGCCAGGUGGCCAGCGAAAUGAACGCCAGGCAGAGAUAGGCAUCUCGGUGGUGCCUCUUGUCUGGUCCUGUGAAGAAGCGUCCCUGUUCAAUCUAGUGCUUUUUGUAGGUGUCGUGUGCAGUGAUGGGAACAGGCAAUGCUGUUGAGAAGGCAGAAAUGUGAAGUGUUCUAGAGAAACAACUGGCAUCUUAUGCCUUGAGGUUUCCAGAAAAUGUCAGAUAGAGAACUCCAGGUUUCCAGGCUUUAGGCAACUUAGCUGUAUACAGAAACAAUCCAGCUUCAUGUUAAAAAGCCAGGCUUGCAGGUACAAAGGGAUCUUAAAUAUCAGUAGUUCCCAACACCUCAAAAGCUUGUUGCAUUUCUGAUAUUUCCAGUUUGAACUGAGGGUUAAAGGGCAAGUGUUUGGUGUAGAAGAGCAGUAUGUGUCAAGAGCACAGUUUGAGUUCCCACAGAGUGUGAUUAGCAGUAGCGAUUGUUAUAGGAUUAUCAUUUCUGAGAUGUGUCAAAGCAUGUUUUUCAUAUAAGAUGUAUUAAUGUAUCUGUAUUCCCAUAGGGACUAAACUUUUUCUAGGUUUCAAUACACAGUAAGCUGCUUUUUGUUUGACUUAUUCUUAAGAUAGAAAAUGUUUUAAAGGUAAAAAGAAAUACUCAUUUGGACAUUUGACUUGUUGGUUUCUGGAUUGGAAAUCACAGUUGUAGAAUUAUAGAGGUUGUGCACAUCAGAUGUUAAUCUAGACUGUGUGAACCAGCCCAUGAUGCCCAGCAUUCCCUCACUGUAUAUCCCAUUUCUGCAUCUCUUUUUCCUCCUAAGGUGCUCCCUGCCACCACCCUGACCUGUACCUCUGGUGUUCUCCACCUCCUUCAUUAAUUUUUGAGCAUCAAGCACAUGAUGAGAAAUACUUUAAGCACCACAGUGUGCUUGCCUAGGCCUGGCCACCACCCCCACUUGGCCUUAGGCUAGCCACAGUCAUCAAGAGAUAAUUCCUGAUGCCGGGUACAGAAUGCACUCAUGACGUCAGUCAUAAAUGCCCUCUAGCAUCUCUGUGAGCAUCUUGAUCUUCAAACCAAGUCAUUCUACAGAUCAUUCAGUGUUGGCUGCGGUCCCAGAAGAAAAACAUUCCAGGCUGCUGUUUUCUAUCCAUCCAGAGGCUUUAUUUUCACUGUAUUUCUUCAUACUUGAAACUCAUUCUGCUAUUUUAAUAUCAGGGUCCAGACAUCAGGGUGCAUGUUCCCUCAAGGUGCAUAAUUACUCUCAUUCCAUUUGCUCACAUUGCUACAGAAUGCUCUGUUUUGGUGCUUUGUGGUCAGCAGGUCAGAGAAGCAGUGUGGAAAAUCACUGCCUGGAACACAGUCUUAACAUCAUGCCAACAAGAGACUUGGUGUUGAUGUUGCAUCUGCUCGUUUCUGUGCACACUAGAUUGAGUUACUAGGCUGGCCUGCCAGGUCCACCCAGGGAUCUUUCUUAGAAGGGUCUAUAAACCCUGUGCUAUACUAGAGAGGAUGUGUGGCAUAUCCUCUCUGACAUCCCUACCUAUUUGGGUUACUGGUCCUCAAAGAAAAAUGGCCUUGGGUACAGGCAGCAACAGAAUGGAAGGGCAUGUGGGCCCUCGUCACUCUAACAACUUUCCCCAUUACACAUGGAAAGCCCUCCUGGGGAAAAACACAAAAGUAUAUCUCUAAGGUUACCCUUCAUGUACCUGAGCUGAAAAUGUUCUCUCCCUUCCCUUGAAGCAGAUGAAAAUACUGGUCAGUUUAUCAGUACCCUUCCCACUUAAGAGAAUAGAAAAGCAGGAGUGUGUAUUGUGUAAAAUGUCAAUCCAAGGACCUCAACUGCUAAGAAAUACCCCAUUACUAGAAGUCUUCUUAAAAGCAGCUCAGGUAAGGGAUGACCUGGGGUUUCUGCAGGCAUCUUAAUUCUGAGACUUCUCAGAGAGAAUUACAAUGGUAAAUUGCUGCAGUGGCAAAGGAAACUGAUCAUGAAGUAUGGAGGGUCACAGAUCAAUACUCCUUUGGAAACUGGAUGUCUUACUGGGUGCUAGAAUGCAAAUUUAGGUAUUUAUUAUCAGGUAAUGGAAUUCAUUGCUUUUUCAAAAUUGGUGUUCAAAUGUAACUGUCCAUUGAAUUCACUUAUGUGCCAGCUAAAUUGAUUGAUGCAAAAACAGAAAAUGGUUUGUGCAUUUGUCAUACCUUUUGUAUUUCUUAUAAUAAAAACGUUGGUAGCAAAUAAAAACAGCAAUUUAAACUG